AUGCGCCCCGGUGGGAGCCGGUUCGACGUGUCUUGGGUGCACACUGGCCGAAGGAGUGUGAGUAUGAGAAUGCCGAACAAGAUUGACGCGGUCAGACGGCUUAGGCAUGCGAUUUCUAGUUACUACGGAACACAUCUCCACGGCUGGAAAAACACCAGUCCGUCCUCCCCAACCUCCGCGACAUUGGCAACAUCCCCAUCGCGCCGCCAAGCAGCACAUCCUCGCCCUCGCCCUCGCCCUCGCGCCGUCGCGGCCCUGCAGACCCUCGGCGUCACGCACGUCUUCGACCUCCGCUCCGACGUCGAGGUCGCGCGCGCAGGAGGGCCCUCGGCCGCCGACGCCUGCUCGCAGUCGCCCCCGGCCCUGUCGCGCGUCCACGUCCCCGUCUUCCAGCGCGUCGACUACACGCCCGAGGCCAUCGCCCUGCGGUACCAGGACUACGCCGCCGUCGACACCACGGCCGGCUUCGUCUCGGCGUACCGCGGCAUCCUCAGCGCCGGCGGCCAGCGCGCCUUCGCCCCGGUCCUGCGGCACCUCGCGCAGGACGACCCCACGCCGUGCCUGGUGCACUGCACCGCCGGCAAGGACAGGACCGGCCUGCUCUGCGCCAUUGUGCUGUCGCUGUGCGGCGUCGACGACGACACCAUUGCCUGGGAGUACGGCCUGACCGAGGAGGGGCUGGCGCCGCUGAAGAAGGGCAUCAUGCAGCGCCUGAUGAGUGCCGAGGGGGUGACGGUUGACGAGGCCGGUGCGUGGAGGAUGCUGAGUUCCAUGCCCGAGAGCAUGCUUGCCACGCUCAAGGUCAUGAGGGAGCAGUACGGCUCCGUGGAGGAAUACGUUCUCAACGAGUGCCGAGUCUCGCCCGACGAAAUUGAGCGGCUGCGGCGGAAUUUCAUCGUCGAGUCGCAGAACGGUGUUCUGGAUGCCUCGCGUGCGGUAUUAUGA
This is a messenger RNA of Metarhizium acridum CQMa 102, 945 nucleotides long. RefSeq lists its product as uncharacterized. The record is from RefSeq and is a predicted model, not a curated record. Gene Ontology annotation, molecular function: phosphoprotein phosphatase activity. Lineage: Eukaryota; Fungi; Ascomycota; Sordariomycetes; Hypocreales; Clavicipitaceae. Gene Ontology annotation, biological process: dephosphorylation.